Grammomys surdaster is the source of this 1935-nucleotide messenger RNA. RefSeq names its product cilia and flagella associated protein 221 (gene Cfap221). The coding region runs from base 1 to 1935 and encodes 644 amino acids. NCBI's taxonomy places the organism in Eukaryota, Metazoa, Chordata, Mammalia, Rodentia, Muridae. Gene Ontology annotation, cellular component: cilium. Gene Ontology annotation, biological process: cilium assembly; cilium movement. The transcript is spliced from 19 exons. The record is from RefSeq and is a predicted model, not a curated record.
AUGGCAGCUGUAAAAAGCCCCAUGCAGGAACUAAAACACGAAAAAGAACCCUUUGAUAAGAUGUCACCCCUCCUCUUGAAGAGCCUGGUGGAGGAGCCCAAGAAAAGAAGUGAAGUGCCUAACCACCUUCUGGAGUCCAAGGUUUAUGCCAAGCUUCUGAACAAUAAGGUCAUCCAGGCCAGACCAGGCAUAGUCCAUUUUGGAGGCUAUGAGAUAGAAAAAGAGCACCAACAGAUUCUGAAUAUCGCCAAUAUUUCGGAUGAAGACACACACCUUCAUAUUUUACCACCACAGACCAAAUACUUUCAGAUCAACUUUGAGAAGAAGGAGCAUCGCCUCAUCCCAGGCUUGUCACUCACGGUCACUAUUAAAUUUUCUCCAGAUGAGUGGCGUUACUAUUAUGACUGCAUCCGCAUUCACUGUAAGGGAGAUGACACCUUGCUUGUUCCCAUUCAUGCCUACCCUGUCUUGAAUGACCUGGACUUCCCCACGUUUAUAAAUCUAUCAGAUGUAUUCCUUGGAGAGAGCAAAAGCUAUGUGAUCCCCUUGCAGUGCAGCUGCCCCGUGGAUUUUGAAUUCCAUAUCACGUUGCUUCGGUCUCAUCAGGCCUUUACAAUUGAGCCAAAGUCAGGAGUGUGGCAAAACAGAGGUGACCCCGUCGUAGGGGAGGAGCUUCAGCGACUCCAGACUGAACGAAGCAAAAAGCGCAUCGUCCGUGACUUGGAGGAGAAAAUCCAGGAAUUUCAUCCUAAUUUUGAUCCACUUGUGAAUAACAUGUGGCUGAGCAGACACCGGGCACAAAGACGGUUUCAGCAAGCAGCGCGGAAGAUCAUGCUUGGACGAAGGUUGCUCAUUAUGCUGGGGAAUAUCCGUGAAAUGGACAAAGAAGGCAUCAUGAGAAAGCUUGUCCAGGUCAAGCGAACCCUGAUACAAGGAGAGAAUCCCUACCGAUCGCUGAGGGCCCGCAUGAGUCAGGACGAAAACCUCUGGCGCUACUCGCUACAGCCUGAGGAAGUGCUGCACUUCGCCUUCCCGACCGACUUGCAGAGCUACAAUGAGUUGGUUCUUGAUGGCCUUGGACUAGUCCCAAUUAAAUCUUCAGAAAUUCUAAUCAAGCACAAUUAUCCCUACUUCACUUUAAAGGUUCCGCAGUUAUACAAAAUCAAGGGAUAUCACCCCUUUUCUGUCAAUAAGUCCUCAACAAAUUACAGACUUCAGAAACUUGCUCGACCCCUGAAGCAUGGUGCUGAGGAUGAAGUCACUACCAUCAUAACCCUACCCAAGAAGGACUGCAGCGCACAGCUCUCAGCAAAGCCCUCCAUCUUGAGUAUGAAACCGCCCGAGGGCUUAGCCAUGUCUGUGGAAUACGACCCACUGUAUAUUUUCAAUCCCAGCCCAGGACUGUUUGCUGUGAAGCACCCUCUGACCUAUGCAGAGACGCUGAUAGAUUACCAUCUGUGCUCUCAUCCCAAGUACAAGUACACCCAGGAGUCGCACAUGGGGUCCAGUAUUCCUCUCACCCAAAAGCAGUUUCUCCAUCAUACGGAUAUAAUUCCUGGAAUCAUGAACUGGAAGAAAUUCCAGCCCCUGGUGUUCUCCUCCAUGUCUGAUGCCUCUAGGGCAGAAACGACUCAGAGAAGUGACUGGUACAGCCCCAUGAUGCUUCCCAUAGAUGUUCCCACCCCACUGGAGGACUUACCAGAAGAAGACAGAUUGGAAACUACUGAGCGAGAUCUCUGUGAUCAGGGCAUAGAAGUCAUGCUGACGCCAGAAAUGAUUCAAGUGGAAUUCCCCAUACUGACCCACAGGGACUCCAAGAAGGAGAAGGAUUUCAAAGAUCCAGCCCAGUUAUCUGAAAAAGUGGGAGAAAGGGUGCAGGAGGAGAUGAAGAAUCUGCGAAGCAAAGCUCUCAACACGUACCUGAUUCUAGAGUGA